AAUUCAAUUUCAAACACAAUGUUAAAAAUAUUCAUUUGUCUUUUCGUUGUAAGUGAAGUUUUUUCAAGUAAUUUCACUUGUUUCAAUGGUGGUUCUAUUGAUGCCAGUAAAAUUUGCGACGGGCUUGGAAAUUGUUCGGAUUUAUCCGAUGAACGUGCGGAACUUUGUGCGUCAAUUAUUUGCAAGGCCGAUGAAUUUAAAUGUUAUUAUGGUGCAUGCAUUAAUCGAGAGAAUUUCUGUAAUAACAUUUCUGAUUGUAUCGAUGGAUCUGACGAAUUUAACUGCGGAAAAUCAAACACAAGUUGCGACCCAGGUGAAUUUCGUUGUUCAUCAUCAAAUCAUUGUAUUGAUUCAUCAUUAAUUUGCAAUCAAAUUCGCGAUUGCCCAGCUGGUGAGGAUGAAGCGCAAAUUUGUCAACCGCAAUCAUGUCAUGAUAAAACAUUCCACUGUGGUUAUGGUCGUUGUAUUGACAGAGAAUCAGUUUGUGACAACUUUAACGACUGCAUUAACGGUGACGAUGAAUCAGAUUUAUUGUGCAAGACUUUAUCAUGUUUCAAUGCUGAUUGCACUUUUCCAACAUGUCCGCCAAUCAAAUCCACACGCUUAAAUGUUAAAUGCUUUCACAAAAAUAUCCAAGUUGAUUGUGAUAAAAACAUUCAACCAGAAACAGAAGCAAAAUAUUCCUGCAGAGAAUUUUAUCAACCCGAAUCUGAAUUUCAUAUGUUCAACGACAAAGCUAUUUGUCAACAAGAUGGUCGAUGGUCAACAGAAAUUCUUAAAUGUGAACCAAAAUGUGGCUACUUAAAAGAAUCCAUUCCAUUGAUUGUACAUGGUUUCAGCACCGAAAUAACAUUCCCAUGGCACGCAACCCUUUUUAUAAAACGAGGCAAUGAAUUUAUGUUUGCCUGUGGAGCGACGUUAAUCACUGAAUUGGUCGUUUUAUCAGCCGCACAUUGUUUCGCUCAUGUUAAUGAAAGUGAAGUGAAAAUUGCAAUCGGUGCUCGUCACAGCAACUUCACUGAAUCACUCAACAAGGAUUCAGCUAAAUAUUUUGAUGCUCAACGCAUUAUUCGUCAUCCUUUAUAUUUAGAUGUUCUUGGAAAUUAUGGAUCGGAUAUUGCGCUCGUUGAAUUGAACGAAACUGUAACACUUAAUUAUGAAAUCCAUCCAGCUUGUAUUGAUUGGGAAUUAGAUGACAUAACGUCACAUCUAACACGUAAUCAAUUGGGAACUAUUGUUGGCAUGGGAGUGACUGAAAACGAUACAAAUAGUGAAGUUAUUCGCAUGACGUUGUUGCCAAUUGUCGCGAAUGAAGAUUGUAUAAAGUUACAACCGAGAGAUUUUCAGAAAUUCGUUACAUUCACGACAUUUUGCGCUGGUUGGGGUAAUGGAACGUCAUUAUGCAAUGGUGACAGUGGUGGUGGUUUGAUGUUCCUUUCAAGAGAUCUUAAAACAUGGAAGGUUCAAGGAAUUGUAAGUUUAAGUCCCCGAAGGCAAUCAACCUUUUUUUGCGACCCCUACAAAUUCACGGUCUUCACCAAAGUUGGCCUUUAUGUGAAAUGGAUCAAAUUUAUACUCAACAACAUACACAACACCCACACUGAGCCACUUGAAGUUGUUGAGUAUGAGCCGAUUUUGUAG
Messenger RNA from Clunio marinus, 1641 nucleotides. The record is from the annotation of a GenBank genome assembly. NCBI's taxonomy places the organism in Eukaryota, Metazoa, Arthropoda, Insecta, Diptera, Chironomidae.